CACCCACACACCUUUUUCUACCUCUUCUCCUCCUCAUCCUGUUUUCUACACCUUUUUGUAAACUCCCUCCCUCCCUCACGUCCGGAUUGCUCCAUCUGAUGAUCUCAGUGGUUUCAUCACCAGUCUACCAACCUUUUUUGCAACUUCUUCGCCACUCUUCUUCUCAUCAGGUGCGCGCUUCACUUCACGACUAGUUUGAGGUGUGCACCCAUCGCGUCCAACACAAUAAUAGCCCUAUAGAGUUGAAGUCGCCCUUGUCACCUGGUACACGUUACCACCCACAUUUCUCGUUCAACCUCUUUGGCAACACCAACCUAUCUCCCUCGCCAUCCGCGUUUGUCUUUGUCCCAACCACAAAGACUCCCACUCUCGCAACCUUGCAAAACCUCUUCAAAGGUGACCACUUCUACAGUCUAUUUGAAUGGUCCGAACUGCAAUUUAUAUCUAGUUGCGCCACUGCAAGAUGGAGGUCAUUGAUGGAAGGAGUUCCUCCAACGACCUCUCCAGUGCACCACCCAGCGACGGGGAGAGUACUCCUGCUAGGGGUUAUAAUCCAAACCUCCAUCCUCUUGUCAAAGGCUCAGGUGUUGCUGGCAACCCUGCAGAUCAACAACACACCUUGGUAGCACCAGCCACAAGUGCAGGCAGUCGCCAAGCCAGUGGAGAUCAACAAGCCACAGCAGUGGCUAAAACCCGAAUCACCAAACCUCGCAAGAAAAAAGAUGCGAAUGCCACCACCGAAGUGGCCGAGAAGAAGGAACGGGCUCCGCGAAGGCCUAGAGGUGCUUCUAAUGCUGCCGGCUCAGGGUCUUCUCGCAAAAAGCCCAAGCUGGAACAAAUUGAUGACAAUCGGACGAUUCAUCUUGCUCAACCAGUUAACCCUGGACUACAAGCAUCCACUCUGGUCCAGCCGGUAGCAUUCCUUACGCACCCUGAAACCCAACAUCAUGAUGAAGCCGCCAAAGCUCUCGGCCCCAAUCAUCACCCGAAUCCGUCGAUACCUCGUGCUAACCCUAUAUCCUCCCAUCGCCCGUAUGAAUUCAACAACGACGUCAACGGCCCAGCCUCUCUACCACCUUCGCGAGCUUCAGCCAUGUACGAUCCUAUUAGGUCCAUGACUAUCUCUCGUCUCGUUGAUCCGACUCCUAGCGAGUCACCAAAACUAUCACACGUACAUACUCCACCAAGACCGAUUCUCAACCCAAGCACUUCUCCUGCUAUAUCUAGCAUCAUUGACCCUCCGACGCAACCAACAUUUGCUUCCGCAGAUCCUUCAGCGAACCGAGCCACAUUGCACACAUCCGCCCUGUCUCAUACUGACAACGUCGCCUCGACCUCGCCUUCCAUGAACGACAAAACCUCGGCGAUGGAGAUUGACUCUGCUGCAAGCGACCCAAAUCCUCCGAAAAAAGCACCGUCGAAGAAGGUGCCUUCAGAAGCACCUACGCGGACAACCUCGCCUAAACCGACGCGAGCCAAGGAGCAACCUCCUCCUCUUCCUCCAGGCUCGGGACUAUUAUCCGCAAGUCUCUUUGGGGGCGAUUCUGCAUUGGAUGUCUCAAAUAGUGGGACUGGCAAAGCCCCAAAUAUUGUGCUCCACAUCAACCUCAAGGACCCGGAGAACAGAAUUGUCAACUUUGCGCGACUGGCCGAGCAGAAGUACGGGUUUGCAGCAUUGUAUCCUCGUCAGGCUGCGCAGAAGGAGCGACUUGCCAAGGUUGCAGCGGCUGGUGCAGUAUUGGAAAGAUCCGCGUCUGGCAGCAAGUUUGGAGGCACCUCAGCAGGCGAGAGUGGGGAUGAGGACCUCAGUGUAGACAUCGAUCGCGACUCGGACAACGAUGGGGAUGUGGCCAUGUCCGGGGUCAAUGGAGGGCCAGAUGCGGCCAACAGUGGUACCGAUGGUCCUGGGCCUAAGCGUCGGCGGAGAAAGAAGCAAGAAGAGUACGACCAAGAUGACCCGUUUGUUGAUGACAGCGAAUUGCUCUGGGAGGCGCAUGCAGCAGCCAGCAAGGACGGGUUCUUUGUCUACUCUGGCCCACUCGUUCCCGAGGGGGAGAAGCCCGCUGUGGAAAGGGCCGACGGGACGAUCAAGAGAGGACGUGGCCGAGGCCGAGGCGGCGGUCCUGGCUCUAGAGGUGGACGAGCAGCCGCCGCUGCUGAAGGCGGAUCUUCCAGAGGCGGCGGGCCAGGUUCUCGAGGCGGCGGCGUGACACGGAAACCUCGGAUCACCAAAGCAGACCGGGCUCAGCGUGAACAGGAGAAAGCCGCCAGAGAGAAGAUUGCACCACUUUUGGCAAGGCCGACGCAGCAGGCGGCAUAAUGUGUGAGCUAAAGUUGAUGUUGAGAAAGCGGAGAAUCAUGGUAACCAUCACAGGCGAGGUCAGCCUUGGAGACUGUUUGCUUCAAAGCAUUGAAUGGCUUGUUUCGAAGAUUACGCGCACAUGCGCUGAGCAUGUAGAACUACAGGGAGGCGGAACACCGCGAGGCUUCAGGCUUAAGAUGGCUGUCAAAACUCAUAGGCUAUGACCAGUUUCAUGGUCAAAGAGAGCAUCAGCAGAGUUAGUACGAUGCGCUAAAUCUGGCGCUGUGAGAAGUAUCAUUAGUGGCCGUUGAAAAGUUCAUGCCUAUUUUCCUUGAUCAGAGAAUCGUCAGUGACUCUAGG
This is a messenger RNA of Exophiala mesophila, 2662 nucleotides long. RefSeq lists its product as uncharacterized. The record is from RefSeq and is a predicted model, not a curated record. The transcript is spliced from 2 exons. Lineage: Eukaryota; Fungi; Ascomycota; Eurotiomycetes; Chaetothyriales; Herpotrichiellaceae. The coding region runs from base 464 to 2320 and encodes 618 amino acids.